Danaus plexippus (monarch butterfly) is the source of this 2303-nucleotide messenger RNA. RefSeq names its product ras-related protein Rab-21-like. Lineage: Eukaryota; Metazoa; Arthropoda; Insecta; Lepidoptera; Nymphalidae. The record is from RefSeq and is a predicted model, not a curated record. The transcript is spliced from 4 exons. Gene Ontology annotation, biological process: Rab protein signal transduction. The coding region runs from base 249 to 875 and encodes 208 amino acids. Gene Ontology annotation, molecular function: GTPase activity; GTP binding.
UUAUUGACUGCUAACGCAGUUUUGACUUGUUUGUUACGAAAUAUAUAAAACUGUUCAAGUUAUUUGAAAUAGUAUCUUAUUUUCAUUCUCGUGUUAUUAACAAUAACCUAAAAUUAAAAUUUAAAGUCAGAAAAUCUAGCAAUGUUCUACAAAUCAAAUACUAGGUAUAGUAUGUUAAAUUAAAAGUAAGUGGUAACAGAAGGAAGUUAUUAAAAGUAUUGAAUUACACGUAUAAUCCCAAUAUAACAAUGACCACAGUCCAAAGUGGUACACACAAUUUUAAAGUAGUUUUGUUAGGAGAAGGCUGCGUCGGAAAAACAUCUUUAUUACUGCGAUAUAUUGAAGACAAAUAUAAUGACAAACAUCUUACGACGCUCCAAGCAACCUUUCUCAACAAGAAAUUGAACAUAAAUGGAAAACGCAUAAACCUCUCUAUUUGGGACACAGCCGGACAGGAGAAAUUUCAUGCCCUUGGACCAAUUUACUAUCGGAACUCGAAUGGCGCCAUACUUGUUUAUGAUAUAACUGACGAGGAUUCUUUUGGAAAAGUAAAGAAUUGGGUUAAGGAGUUAAGAAAGAUGCUCGGCUCCGACAUUGUGUUGGUAAUUGCAGGCAAUAAAAUUGAUUUGGAGCAGGACAGGACUGUGCCGUUGGAGGAAGCUGAGAGUUAUGCGGUAAUGGUAGGUGCGAGGCAUUUUAAUACAUCAGCUAAAAUGAAUCAAGGUGUUGAGGAGUUAUUCCUUGAACUGACGAGGGAGAUGACGGAAAGAUUUGAACAAAAUUCUCAAGCCGAUGUGUCAAGGACGUCCAGGGUUCUGGUUGUCGAAGAUGAAGCCCCACAGCAGUCUUCUUGCUGCUCAGGAAUUAGGAACUAAAAUACUAUAUUGAUAAAAGCAUUGUCUAAGUCAAACUUUAGUCUCCUGGGGCUCGAAUAACUUCAAAAUAUGUAAACCAUUUUGAGCCCGUCUCAUAUCUGGUCUGAUUACUUUAUCAUUUUAUACAUGUGCAAAUAAGUGAUAUCAUUUAAUCACAACUAGCAAAAUUUAUAUAGAACUUAGGCUAAUUCUAUAUUUAUAUAUUGUAUUCAUCAGACUAUUCAUGAGAAUAUUUGUUAUAAUUAUUAAUAUUUUAUUAGUAUCUAUCGCUAGAAUGUAUCACAAUGAUUUUGAAUUAUAUUAAUUACUUAUAUAUAUAUAUGAUAAAGUAAUCUAUUUUUAAAUAUUUCAAAUAACUUUUAAUGUCUAACAAAGGGCUGUUAUUUUGACUGAAGCGUUGUUUUAACAUAGUUUGAUCUAUAAAAUCUAUUGUUUUGUUUUUUAUUGAGAUUGUUUCUAUUAUUGGGAAUCUAAAAUAUUAUGAAUUGUAAAUGUAUUGUACAAGAAUUCAGGAGUGUUUUGUAAUGAUAAGGUCAUACUGUCAUAUUAAACAAACUUCAUUACAUAACUUUUUAAUUUGUCACAAAAAAGUUUUAUAUUAUGAUAAAUGAAAAAUUCGUUACAGGAUAUAGUCACUAUUUUCAAUAUUCUCCUAUUUACAUUGCAUGGAGGCAGACUUGAAUGGAAAUGGUAUGGAAAAAUUUGUCCUUGAAAUUGAUUAGACAUGCAUUUUACGUAAACCAUUGCUAUACUGUAUUUAUUAAAAGCGAUAGCUAAAAAUUUAAGUAUUACAUUCCUUGAAUUAUAUAAUUUAACAUAUAAGUAUAUUCUUUCGUCUAUAAUAAAUAUUAAAAAAACCUAUUGUAAGGUGUUUCAUGAACAAGAUUUUUCUUAUUCCUUAAAAUUUUAACUGUCAAGUAAUGCCAGUGACAUUGUUUCAUAUAUUCUACAUGUUCAAAGGCGUGACUGAACUUUUGUUUAUUUCGUCAAUAUAUCUUGCAACUGUGCCUACAAUAAAUUAAAAUUUUUCGAUUGGUUAAAAAAAUAUAUGUGUUCAUGUAAAUUAUGAAGUUUUUAAUGAAUGUGUACGUAUAUUUACCAUUUCCUUACUGUAACUGUAAUAUAUAUCACUUGGCUUUAUAAAAAAUUAAUACAGAAUCUAAUUGUUUAUUAGUAAUAUUGAUAGAAAUUCUUGUAGUAAUAUACAUUUGAUAUGAACAAAACCUUAUUUAUAUUUACUGUAUUAUUAUAAAUAUGUUAUUUGAGAACUGCUUAAAAUAAAUAUGACAUUUAAGUUUUUGUUCUCUAUGAAUUACGAUUAUACUAUUCUCUGAAAGAUUAAAUUAGUUCACGAAUUUAAAACACUUGAAUUAUUGGCCUCGUUUAUUGUUAAAAUUUUGAAUAAAUGCACUUGUUUCAUAUAAUGUC